ACUAUGUUUCUUCUUGGUUCAAAAUAGUUUUCAAAUCCCUGCACAAUUUCCUCGAACGUUUCUUUCUUUCCAAUUUGAGUCAUCACCUCCCCACUUCUUUCCCCAAUGCAAUACAACAUUAAAUCUCUUCUUUCUUCAUCCUCCGUUACAUUGCAUAUUUUUAUAUAUUGUCUAAAUCUCUGAAUCCACCUCGUCCAAGCCGCCGGAUCCUCAAAAUCCAUGGCCUUGGGAGGCUUAACCAUAUUAUUCUUGGUUCCCGACAUCUUAGCAAUAGUUUUUUCUCACACUCGAUCUCUCUCCACUUGCAGUUGAUGCUGUCCACCGCUGCCACCAUGUAGUGUAGGAUGAUAAUCAAUGAAAAGACAGGCUUAUGUUCAGCAAAGCAACCAUCUUGAAGCCUCGUGCUCGUAGAGAGACCGCGUUCCGCCCAGAGGCGCGAAAAGCCAAAACGUCACUGUCAUCUGGUCUGUCAAACUUUCACAGACCAACAAUCAAUAAAUUACAGCACAGAAAUGACUUUUUUUACUAAGCUCUUCCAAACUAUACACGAUCAGUACGCAAAAUUGGUGUAUAGUUUGUAGUCACAGAUUUACAAACAGGCACUACAAAAUAUACACGAGCAGUUUCCUAUGGGUGCGUUCUGGCCAUGUAUAGAACGGAAAGACGCGACGCUGGCCAAGGUGGAACCCAGCCUUCUGGUCACCGGUAACCUCGAUGAUGCGGGAGAAAGCUCAGUGAAUAGCUUUUUGGCCUCCGGGCCCGAAGAUCCCAGCGUUUCCACGCCGAAAGCUGCCCCAAAAAGCGUGGAGAGGAUCAUUGGGGGGUCCCUGGUCAGCAUUAGCCAGUACCCGGAGAUGGUAGGUCUCCUCUACUCCCUGACCGGCGUAGGUCACAGGCAGUGGUGUGGCGGCACAACCCUGAAUAGUCGGGCCAUCCUCACUGCUGCCCACUGUACAAUGGAGGACCCCCCGCUUAGAUGGAGCGCGCGCGUCGGUUCCAACAACGCAAACAGCGGCGGUACUGUCAUUGCGUCGCAACAGAUUAUCAACCACCCGCAGUUUACGCGCGCUGACUUCAACAACGACAUUUGCGUCAUCAUCACUUCAACCAAUAUACCCUUCAGCGCCAAUGUACAGCCUGGCAGAAUCGCUGGCACCAACUACCAUCUGGCUGACAAUGAGCCUGUCUGGGCUGCAGGAUGGGGAACUACUUGGCAAGGUGGGUGGAACUCUGAGCAGCUUCGUCACGUGCAGGUCUACUCCAUCAACCAAGAGGCAUGCAGGCAGCGUUACGCGGUAACUAACAACGUGGUUAAUGACAACAUGUUGUGCUCCGGUAUACUGGACGUGGGUGGUCGCGACCAGUGCCAGGGCGACUCUGGUGGUCCUCUCUUCCACCACGGAGUGGUCGUGGGGGUCUGCUCGUGGGGCCGAGGCUGCGCCCAGCCCCAGUUCCCAGGAGUCAACACUCGCGUCUCCCGCUACACCGACUGGAUAAGACAACAUGCUGAGAAUAUAUUUUAA
Molecule: messenger RNA, 1523 nt
Organism: Ostrinia nubilalis (European corn borer)
Lineage: Eukaryota; Metazoa; Arthropoda; Insecta; Lepidoptera; Crambidae
Product: trypsin, alkaline C-like
Exons: 4
Coding region: 630-1523 (297 amino acids)
Biological process (GO): proteolysis
Molecular function (GO): serine-type endopeptidase activity
Source: RefSeq, a predicted model, not a curated record